Lithohypha guttulata is the source of this 1029-nucleotide messenger RNA. RefSeq names its product lipid-binding protein (gene LSP1). NCBI's taxonomy places the organism in Eukaryota, Fungi, Ascomycota, Eurotiomycetes, Chaetothyriales, Trichomeriaceae. Gene Ontology annotation, molecular function: lipid binding. Bases 1 to 1029 code for a protein of 342 amino acids. Gene Ontology annotation, biological process: endocytosis; eisosome assembly. The transcript is spliced from 3 exons. The record is from RefSeq and is a predicted model, not a curated record. Gene Ontology annotation, cellular component: eisosome filament; plasma membrane.
AUGCAUCGAACAUACUCAAUGCGCCAGUCGCGCGCACCAACUGCGUCGCAGCUGGAAACUCCUCCACCACCAUCUUCGUCCACAAAAGCUGGAAGGCUCUUUGGUCGCAGCAAUUUUGGACACAAGUUCAGAUCCCAAGCGGCGGGCGCAUUCGGCCCAGAUCUAGCCAAGAAACUGACACAACUGGUCAAGAUGGAGAAGAACGUCAUGAGAACGAUGGAGCUGGUUGGUCGUGAGAGAAUGGAAGUUGCUCAACAACUAUCGAUCUGGGGCGAAGCCUGCGAUGACGACGUUUCCGACGUAACUGACAAGCUCGGUGUCCUCAUUUACGAAAUCGGUGAGCUCGAGGACCAAUUCGUCGAUCGUUAUGACCAGUACCGAGUCACAAUCAAAUCCAUCCGAAACAUUGAAGCCUCGGUCCAGCCAUCGCGAGACCGCAAGCAGAAGAUCACCGAUCAGAUCGCACAGCUGAAAUACAAGGACCCCAACUCUCCACGCAUUGUCGUCCUGGAACAGGAACUCGUCCGAGCUGAAGCCGAGUCCCUGGUCGCUGAGGCGCAGUUGAGCAACAUCACACGAGAGAAGUUGAAGGCUGCAUUCACCUAUCAGUUUGAUGCACUCAGAGAACAUUGUGAGAAGACUGCCAUCAUCGCUGGCUACGGCAAACAUCUCCUCGAACUGGUUGAUGACACCCCAGUCACCCCUGGCGAGUCUCGACCUGCAUAUGACGGUUACGAAGCCAGCAAAGCCAUCAUCCAGGACUGUGAGGACGCUCUCACGAACUGGGUCCAGUCCAAGGCCACCGUCAAGUCCAGCCUGUCCACCAGAGCACGAACUCUGAGCCAAAGACGCAAGAACAAGAUGGGCAACGGCGAGGGUCAUGACCUCAGCCACCAGGAUCAACCACUAGAGGGCGAGCGAGACGGCUGGGUCCCAGCCAGCCAGCACGGCGAGUAUGAGAACGAAGAUGACGAUGACGAGGAAGAGUCUCAGGUCAGAGGACGACAGGAAGAGGGUCAGACUGCGUAA